AUGUCUUCGGCACCAACCUCCUUCCUCGUUCUCCCUCCAUAUCUCUUGGACUUCUUCUGUGAGGGGCAGCACCCACAAACUUGAAACUCCCAUACGGCAUCAGGCUGAUGGUCUCCACUCACUACUCUUGUGUAUUACGUCGCGCGAGACAAGAGACGUUCUUGUCUAAAACGGGUUGACGUGCACAAUAGCAACUCCUUUUGUUCCUUUUCUUGCCAUGCCGCAUAAAAGGGCACGUAUACUAGCAAGUGACGCUUCCCACUUCACUCCGCGCAGCGUUAGAUCUGCUCGCCAACACUGCGCUUGAUGAGAUGGUCGUGGAUCAUUCCGACAUAAGCACCCUCUCAUCAUCCGCGCUGUCCUCUGAAGCAUCUUCGAGCCCUGUGGGCAAACGGCAACUCCGGUCAAGGAGGUCCACCUCCCAAGCUCCCAAGCGCGGCAAGAUAAAUCCCGAGCUGCAGCGGCGCCGGAGGGAGUUCAAGGAUCGAGCCAUGAAUAUCAAAUCUCUCCAGAACUCUCCUGUGAAUGGCCAACAACUUGAAGUUCUCAAGAUCGUGUUUGAUGAGAUUACUAUGCAUCCCAUUGAUUCGUGGGUUUCCAUCAUGGCUAUCGUUCUCAACAGAUCCUUCCGCCAAGUCAAAAAUUGGUUCAGCAACUGCAGACAGAAGCAUCGACGCGGAGAACUCACCGCCGUAUAUUCUGAUGUCGGAGACUGUCUGCGACUCAGGCCCUCCGCCUUGUUGAUCUCAGCAGACUGGUCCGAUCAAUGCUUCGAGGAGUUCUUCAUGAUCGUCCACUUCUGGAAGCUACAAAAAGCGCGCACACAACCACACGGACCAUUCACGAUCAUUCACGACAUGAAACUCUAAAACACAACGGCCAUGUUGUACUCAUGCGCUACUUACACCACACACACUAAUCGCAUACCUCGUAAAUCACUAUACGUAAUCUUGUAUUCACUAAUCCCGUUUGUAUCAUCAUCAUCGUUGAGCUUGACCCUAACGUCCCUUCCGCCCGAUGCCGGCUUUGUAUUCUGCCCUCGCUGUCGUGGGACUAGGGUGGUAUGCAGCCUUGUGGAGCAUCGGCCUACUAGGUUGUUGGGCCGCUCGAAAACGAUACCGCCUACGACCGCGCUCGCCGCUAGCAAGUGCAUCUCCGACUACUGUCCCUGGUGUCUCAAUUCUGAGACCACUCAAGGGACUCGAUACGAACCUUUACGAAAACCUUCAAUCGACUUUCGUCCAGGAGUACCCGAAUUUCGAAAUCUUGCUCUCUGUGGCCGACAAGCAUGACCAGGCGCUGCCUGUUGCUCAGGAACUCAUGGCAAGAUAUCCCUCGGUGAAUUGCAGGAUCAUCAUCGGGGAGGAAGUCGUCGGGGUGAAUCCCAAAGUCAACAACCUCAUGCGCUCCUACCGGGAAGCCGCUAACGACAUACUCUGGGUCAUCGACUCGAAUGUCACGGUGCAUCCGGGCACAUUAGCUCGUUCCGUCGAUGCUCUCGUGGGCCCGCCCUCCACCUCACCCCGCAAACGGAUAGCCCUGGUGCACCAUGUUCCUUUCGCUGUUGUCACAGAGCCGCGGCUCGGUUCGCGUAUUGAGGAAGCCUUCCUGAACACCAACCAUGCCAAGAUGUACAUCGCUAUCAAUACGGCGGCCAUCGAGUCCUGUGUCAUGGGCAAAUCGAACCUGUACCGGCGCUCAGACGUGGAGCGCAUCAACGGGUCCCUGAAACCCUUGACCUCGGACGCGGAUCCUGGCGAGCGCGGCCUGGCUGCUUUCGGGCGGUUCCUCGCUGAAGAUAACAUGAUCGCCACUUCGUUGUGGCACGAGCUGGGCGACCGACACGAUUUGUCCUGUGAUGUCGCGCGCAACGUCGUUGGCAACAUGACGCUGUCGGACUACAUCUGGAGGCGGGUGCGCUGGAUCCGCGUGCGGAAGCAUAUGGUGUUCGGAGCGACGCUGACCGAGCCGUUCACCGAGUCUGUCGUCCUUUCGUUGAUCGGGGCCUCGAGCCUCCACUACUUGUUCGGGCUCCCCGUGUGGAUCGCGUUGUGUGCGCAUUACAUCGCAUGGAUAUCUGUUGACCUGGAUGUCUACGCCUCCUUGGCUGGUCAUCCGCUACCGUCGUCCCACGCAUGGCCCUUCGCAGCAGCAUGGGCUGCCCGCGAGCUGCUCGCUUUGCCCAUAUUCCUCUACGCUAUCUUUGGCAGCGAAGUUGUAUGGCGGGGGACUCGAUAUCGAGUCCUUACUAACGGAGAAGUGGCCAAGGUGGAAAACAAUCCGUCCUGGUUUCAGCGCUUGCGGCAACCCAAAAACUAUGAUCCACUGCCAAGUUCCCAAUGA
Mycena citricolor is the source of this 2343-nucleotide messenger RNA. The record is from the annotation of a GenBank genome assembly. NCBI's taxonomy places the organism in Eukaryota, Fungi, Basidiomycota, Agaricomycetes, Agaricales, Mycenaceae.